AUGCAAAUAUAACCUCAUUUAGUUCUGUAAACUAUCAAAGAUGUCAACUAAAGUUUAGUUGAUGACAACUUGGUUGAGACUGAUAGAAUUGGAGCAGGUGCUUUCUUCUGGGCUUUGCCUUCAAAAGGCUACUAAUCAAGAUAAAACCUAAUUGACAAUAUCACAAAUCAUUAGUAGACUCUUGAUAAGGAUAUAGAGGAAAUUGAGGCUAAAAUUUAAAUGGAGAAAAACAGUAGAAUCUCCAAUGACGGUGAGAGGGAGUAGAUGAUGAAAGAACUGGAAGAACUUAGAAAAGAUAACUAAUAAGUAGUAGCAAAACUCAAGCUCUAUGAGAAAUGCGAUCCAGAAAAACUAAAGGAGAUCAAUGAGAACAAAAAGAAAUGCCACUAAGGCAUGGUAAGGUGGACUGAUAAUUUGUAUGAGAUAGAAAACUGGAUAAAGAAAAAUAAUGCUGCUAUGACUGGUGAGGAAAUUUAUCAGGCAUUUCCUAUUCUCAGAGACUUAGACUAUUUGGAAUGA
This is a messenger RNA of Stylonychia lemnae, 519 nucleotides long. The record is from the annotation of a GenBank genome assembly. Lineage: Eukaryota; Ciliophora; Spirotrichea; Sporadotrichida; Oxytrichidae.